Cryptococcus amylolentus CBS 6039 is the source of this 1164-nucleotide messenger RNA. RefSeq lists its product as hypothetical. Lineage: Eukaryota; Fungi; Basidiomycota; Tremellomycetes; Tremellales; Cryptococcaceae. Bases 1 to 1164 code for a protein of 387 amino acids. The record is from RefSeq and is a predicted model, not a curated record. The transcript has 5 exons.
AUGAGGAUAGCCAGACUAUCCCGUACAUUCCGACCAUCAUCCCCCCGCGUCUCCCUCCGUCUGCCAUCAUGCAAGCGGGAGCAAGCCCCACAUCCUCCCUUGGCCGUGCUUUUGACAAAAUGUCUCCUGCCCCCGCUCCUGGCCCUCACUCUGGUUCUGACCCUCAUCCCUCUUCUGCUACCCACCAUCAAUCACCACGGGACGACCUUCUUCACUAUCCAUCCCACCGGCAACUCGCGGGACACCACAAUCACCUACCUCCCUACGGUUAACGAGACCAGCCCGGGAGCCAGCGCAUCAGCAAGCGCGGCGAUCCAGAAUGCCGUAGCCGAUGUAGCCAAGUCAGCUGGAGAAGAUGCGGAAGUUGAGAAUACCUUUGUGCAGAAUGCGAAUAUGACUUUGCAGCAGUGGUUGGGUUUGGAGGGACCGAGUAUAUUUGCCGGAGCUUUACAGAUCUGUUCUCAAGUCAGUCCCAAUGACUCAAUAGACUGCACUUCUUCCUCUCAAGCAGCUUACCACGCAGCGUUACUACCCCUCUCACUGGGCGACGCACUCUUUGCUCUCCCAACUUCCCCCAGUACUCCAAUCCUGCUCCUCGUCUCCGGCAUCCUCUCUUUACUGGCAACUGUCGUCUUCAUCUGCGGCCUCGUGACCUGGCGUCUGCCACGCAUUCCUCUCUUUCGAGGCCGUCGACCGCCUCUCCAGGCUACCCCGCAUCGACCCGACUAUCCAGGAGACACCGAGUCUGUCCGUAAUCUCGUCCAUGACGACCCAGAGGACGAGAAGAAAGCAAUGAUCAAGGUCAAGUGGGGCAGUGGGCCGCAUCCGGCGUUCUUCUGUCUGGUGCUAGCUGCGCUUGGCGUUGGAGGUGGGGCAAUGUUGGAAGUGAGAGAUGUGGCGAGAGCUUGGAGAGCGUGGGAUGAUGUGCAGGCGGCAGAGGUGGGGUUGGGAUUUGAUGUGGGACCUUUGACCUUUUUGCUUCCUUUCUUGCCAUUGUGUCAUAUAUUGGUCAUCGUCGUGGGCCAGGGUCGAGGCGCCUCAUAUGACAACAGCUCAACCUCAGAUCUCGACACCUACCAGGCAACCCCCUCAACCUACCAUACGCAUCACCGAGCCAGAGGCCAGCGUCACCGCGACCAAUCCAUCCGAAAAGCUCCCGGAUAA